AACCUAAUUCAAAAUAUUCCAAAUUAAUUUUUUUGUGGAUACCGGUUGGCGUUUAUCAAAAUAUUCAUAUCAAUAAAUCAAAUCAUUACCGAAACAGCAAGACACUGAAUAGUGWGUACACUGUCGUGAAGUUUGUGUGGUCGGCCGGUAAAAGAUCUCCGACGAAAAUAAAUUUUGGAAUUGUCAAUAAUCCCGGAGUUUCGAACAAAUACGAGACACGUCGCUGUCCUAUAAUGAUUACAGACGUUCAAUUAGCUGUAUUUGCCAAUGUAUUGGGUGUCGGCUUAUUUCUUCUAGUUGUUCUCUACCAUUACGUCACGGCUAAUUUUUCAUCAAAAUAAUUUUUAUUAAUAUCAAUAUGAAUUACAUUCCGGUGAGCUGCAAUAUAUAGCAAGAUGUUCAACUACGGGUUGGAUAUCAUUCCAUACUUAAAAUAAAAUGAAAUAAUACUCAAUUUAUAUUUCAAUGUUUGAUUAUGAAUUCUUCAAACUUCAUCCAUCAGUUCAAUGUUAACAGAAAAUUAAUUUAAAUUUAAAAAAUGUAUGCAGGGUCAUUCAAAUUAUACAAAUUUUUAAUUUUGAG
Messenger RNA from Diuraphis noxia (Russian wheat aphid), 582 nucleotides. Its product is annotated as dolichyl-diphosphooligosaccharide--protein glycosyltransferase subunit 4. Gene Ontology annotation, cellular component: oligosaccharyltransferase complex. The record is from RefSeq and is a predicted model, not a curated record. NCBI's taxonomy places the organism in Eukaryota, Metazoa, Arthropoda, Insecta, Hemiptera, Aphididae.